This is a messenger RNA of Myripristis murdjan (pinecone soldierfish), 3254 nucleotides long. RefSeq names its product excision repair cross-complementation group 3 (gene ercc3). Gene Ontology annotation, molecular function: DNA binding; 3'-5' DNA helicase activity; hydrolase activity. The record is from RefSeq and is a predicted model, not a curated record. Gene Ontology annotation, cellular component: transcription factor TFIIH holo complex; transcription preinitiation complex; nucleotide-excision repair factor 3 complex. Lineage: Eukaryota; Metazoa; Chordata; Actinopteri; Holocentriformes; Holocentridae. The coding region runs from base 172 to 2523 and encodes 783 amino acids. Gene Ontology annotation, biological process: transcription initiation at RNA polymerase II promoter; nucleotide-excision repair. The transcript has 15 exons.
UCGGUGGCUGAUUCCAGCUACCUUCACACUAGUACAUGUUACCCUGUGGUGGUAACUUUUGCUUCAUGCCAGUUCAUUUUUGUAUAAAUUAUAUUGGACGCCGCGCUGGUCAUCUAGACAUGACUGGCAUGUUUCGACAGAUGUAAGAGGUUUAUCCGUUAGUGUCCAAAAAUGGGGAAGAAAGAUAAAGGAGACCGGGAGAAGAAGUCCAAAAAGCGUUUCUAUGAGGAGGAUGAUGACGAUGAAGAGGUGGGUGGCAGCGAGUCGCAGGAGGCCAUACCUGCAGCUGCCGGGAAGCAGGUGGACGAGUCCAGCACUAAACUUGAUGAGUAUGGUGCCAAGGACUACCGUCUGCAGAUGCUGCUGAAGAACGAUCACUCCUCGCGUCCUCUCUGGGUGGCUCCAGAUGGACACAUUUUUCUAGAGGCCUUCUCACCUGUAUAUAAGUAUGCCCAGGAUUUCUUGGUGGCCAUUGCAGAGCCGGUAUGCAGGCCCAUUCAUGUGCAUGAGUACAAGCUGACAGCCUAUUCCCUCUAUGCUGCUGUCAGUGUCGGGCUGCAGACCUCUGACAUCGUGGAGUACCUGCAGAAACUCAGCAAAACAUCCGUUCCUGAUGGCAUCGUGCAGUUCAUUAAGCUCUGCACUGUGAGCUACGGUAAAGUCAAGCUGGUGCUCAAGCAUAAUAGGUACUUUGUUGAGAGUGCCUUCCCUGACGUGAUACAGCGCCUCCUGCAGGACAGUGUCAUCCGUGAAUGUCGCCUCCGUACAGGAGAGGGAGGAGACACUGAACUCAUCACUGAGGUCAUCCACAGCAAGUCAGCAAUCUCUAAGUCCCUUCAGGACAAGGGCGGCUCGUCCACGUCACAGCAGACCAGCGAGGGCCAGGGUUCAGCCCCACAGGUUCCUGAGGACAUCUUCAGCUACUACGAACAGAUGGAUAAGGAAGAAGAGGAGGAGGAGGAGACUCAGACUGUGUCUUUUGAGAUUAGACAGGAGAUGAUCGAGGAGCUGCAGAAGCGGUGUAUCCAGCUGGAAUAUCCUCUCCUAGCCGAGUAUGACUUUCGCAAUGAUACAGUCAACCCAGACAUCAACAUGGACCUGAAGCCCACUGCUGUGUUACGGCCCUACCAGGAGAAGAGCCUGCGCAAGAUGUUUGGAAACGGCCGUGCUCGCUCUGGGGUCAUUGUGCUGCCCUGCGGUGCGGGUAAGUCCCUGGUGGGUGUGACGGCUGCGUGCACAGUGCGGAAACGCUGCCUGGUGUUGGGGAACUCCUCAGUGUCAGUGGAGCAGUGGAAAGCCCAGUUCAAGAUGUGGUCCACAAUUGAUGACUCGCAGAUCUGCCGCUUUACCUCUGACGCCAAGGACAAGCCGAUUGGCUGCUCGGUGGCCAUCAGCACCUACUCCAUGCUGGGCCACACCACCAAGCGCUCCUGGGAGGCAGAGAGGGUCAUGGAGUGGAUGCGUAGCCAGGAGUGGGGACUAAUUAUCUUGGACGAGGUGCACACGAUCCCUGCCAAGAUGUUUCGUCGUGUUCUGACCAUUGUCCAGGCACACUGCAAGCUUGGGCUCACAGCCACGCUGGUCAGAGAAGAUGACAAAAUUGUUGACCUCAACUUCCUAAUCGGGCCUAAGCUGUAUGAGGCCAACUGGAUGGAGUUGCAGAACAAUGGCUACAUUGCCAAGGUCCAGUGUGCUGAGGUGUGGUGUCCGAUGUCUCCUGAGUUUUACAGAGAGUAUGUGGCCAUUAAGACCAAGAAGCGCAUCUUGCUUUACACCAUGAACCCUAAUAAGUUCCGCGCUUGCCAGUUUCUCAUUCGCUUCCACGAGCGACGCAAUGACAAGAUCAUUGUCUUUGCCGACAAUGUCUUUGCACUGAAGGAAUACGCCAUUCGCCUCAACAAGCCUUACAUCUAUGGUCCUACAUCCCAGGGAGAACGUAUGCAGAUUUUACAGAACUUCAAACACAACCCCAAGAUCAACACCAUUUUCAUCUCCAAGGUUGGAGACACCUCAUUUGACUUGCCAGAGGCCAAUGUUCUGAUCCAGAUCUCCUCUCAUGGCGGGUCACGCAGACAAGAGGCCCAGAGGCUUGGCAGAGUGUUACGAGCCAAGAAAGGAAUGAUAGCAGAGGAGUACAAUGCCUACUUCUAUUCACUGGUGUCCCAGGACACCCAAGAGAUGGCAUACUCUACCAAGAGGCAGAGGUUCCUGGUGGACCAGGGCUACAGCUUCAAGGUGAUCACCAAGAUGGCAGGUAUGGAGGAAGAGAACCUGAUGUUCUCCACCAAAGAUGAGCAGCAUCAGCUGCUCCAGAAGGUCUUGGCUGCUUCAGAUCUUGAUGCUGAGGAGGAAGUCGUGACAGGGGAAGUGGGCGCACGACCGCAGUUCUCAAGGCGAGCAGGCACCAUGAGCUCCAUGUCAGGUGCAGAUGACACCGUCUACAUGGAGUACCAGAGUCGAAGCAGCAAAUCCUCCGUGGCAGGCAAAAGCGUCCACCCACUCUUCAAGCGCUUCCGAAAGUAGAUGCUCAGUAGCUCCAUGGCAAUGGGACUAAUGGAAGGAGCAGUGAGCUGCACUGAGGCUAAGGACCGGGCUUACAGUCGCAGCUAAGAUGGUCCAGCUGGUCAGGAUAAGACCUUUCAAAACUUUCUAACAGUGCUGUCAUUAAAGCCAUCUACUGUUGAUCAGUGAGUAAAGUACUACAAGAUUUUAUGUCUUGUAAAGUUGUAUAAAUGACUUCUGUUAUUGCCAGCAAUUGAUAGAUUUUGUCUUUACUGAUUAAAAUUUUUUUCUGGUACACUUUUUUUUCUGAUAAAUUCUUUCUUUUUAUUUGGCUGAGAAAAGACAUUGUACAAUUAUGCAGAAGAUGUAUUUUUCAUGGUUUAAUGGAGGAAUGCAGGAAGGAGGGUUCCGGAGCUUUAUUUGGAUUUGGUACAAACCAGGGAAGGGGAGGCAAGAUGGGAUCCACUAACCCCACGUCUUGAAGACUUUAAGAUACUAUGCAGCCUGGUGCAUUGUGCCAGCUGCCAAAAUGGUGGGCGUGGGAACAUGCCCACCUCUGCCCAGCCACCCGUCUCUGAGGCACAGUGUGACACGAGGAGAACAAGAUCCCCUCCCACCCCUUGAAGAGCCCCUCUGCAGCCGGACCCUUCUGUGUAAAACCCCCCAACCCCGCUUUUUUUUUGUUUGUUUGUUUGUUUGUUUUUUUUGUCUAGGACAUUUACUAAAAUCCCAUUGGUUCUGGUGUAAGCUUU